CACCGGUGUCCCAGAAUGCCGUGCACCAAUGAGACGAAUUUGUUCAAUAUUAGAUGAAAACGAUUAUCAUCAAAGAAUGUUUUUACAUCAGAUACAUCCAGCAUUUAUCAUCUGUUAAAGACUAAAGGAAGAUGUUAUGCACUGCAUAUAUAUAACACUGUUUUGAAAUAAAUAACAUUUCUCAACAUCACUGGAAUGGUGACAAAAUCAUUUUGCCUUCUUGUUAAACUUGACUUACAAUGGUGUCUGUAGAAUCUUCAGAGAGCAACAAAAACAUGGUUGAUGACAUGCAACAGUAAAAACAGAAAUAUUUGUUUGAAAUCAACUUUAAAAAUUGAAAGAGAUAACCAUUUCUGUAUUGUGUUCAGAGAAGCCUAAUUAUGGAAAAUGAAUUGUGUGGGAAUAAUGUUGAAUUUAAAACAAAAUCUAAAAAGAUUGAUUCUCAUGAUGAUAAGAAGAAGGGAACAGAUAAAUUAUCAUACCAGUGUGAUAUCUGUAAGAAGGUAUUUGCUGAGAAAGGUAAUCUUGUUAGACACACACGUAUUCAUACAGGAGAGAAGCCAUAUCAGUGUGAUAUCUGUGGUAAAUCAUUUCCGCAAAGAAGUCACUUAACUAAACACAGCCGUAUUCAUACAGGCGAGAAGCCCUAUCAUUGUGAUAUCUGUGAUAAAUCAUUCUCUCAAAGACAUGUUUUAACUACUCACAAAUAUACUCAUACAGGUGAGAAACCCUAUCACUGUGACAUCUGUGGUAAAUCAUUCUCUCGAAGUCAGCGCUUAACUGAGCACAUACGUAUUCAUACAGGAGAGAAACCAUAUCAAUGUGAUGUCUGUGGUAAAUCAUUCACUCAAAGAAAUCACUUAACUGAACACAACCAUAUUCAUACAGGUGAGAAGUCUUAUCAUUGUGAUACCUGUGGUAAAUCAUUAUCUACAAGAUAUCACUUAACCAAACACAAGCGUAUUCAUACAGGAGAGAAGCCAUAUCACUGUGACAUCUGUGGUAAAUUAUUCUCUCAAGCUGAGCGCUUAAUUGUGCACAAAUGUAUUCAUACAGGAAAGAAACCAUAUCACUGUGAUAUUUGUGGUAAAUCGUUCUCUAGAAAAAGUGACUUAACUAAGCACAACCGUAUUCAUACAAAAGAAAAGCUGUAUCACUGCGAUAUCUGUGGUUAUUCAUUCUCUCAGAAACAUGCCUUAACAACUCACAAAUAUAUUCAUACAGGUGAGAAGCCAUAUCACUGCGAUAUCUGUGGUUAUUCAUUCUCUCGAAGUCAGCGCUUAACUGAACACGUACGUAUUCAUACAGGAGAGAAACCUUAUGACUGUGAUAUCUGUGGUAAAUCAUUCUCUCUACGUCAGCGUUUAACUGAACAUGUACGUAUUCACACAGGAGAGAAACCAUAUCAUUGUGACAUCUGUGGUAAAUCAUUCUCUCUAAAUCAACACUUGACUGAGCACAUACGCAUUCAUACAGGAGAAAAGCCAUAUCACUGUGACAUCUGUGGUAAAUCAUUCUCUCAUGGGAAUACAUUAACUAUACAUAAACGUAUUCAUACAGGAGAGAAGCCAUAUCGCUGUGAUAUCUGUGGUAAAUCAUUCUCUCAAAAUGGUGACUUAACUACACACAAACGUAUUCAUACAGGAGAGAAGCCAUAUCAUUGUGAUGUCUGUGGUAAAUCAUUCUCUUAUAAAAGUAGCUUAAAUACACACAAAUGUAUUCAUACAGAAAAGUAACUGUAUCGGUUCCAAAAUUUAGUUUGUGGUAAAUAAAGUCCUGUAUAUUUGUCAAUCAAA
Messenger RNA from Octopus bimaculoides (California two-spot octopus), 1796 nucleotides. RefSeq lists its product as uncharacterized. NCBI's taxonomy places the organism in Eukaryota, Metazoa, Mollusca, Cephalopoda, Octopoda, Octopodidae. The record is from RefSeq and is a predicted model, not a curated record.